Molecule: messenger RNA, 294 nt
Organism: Drosophila rhopaloa
Lineage: Eukaryota; Metazoa; Arthropoda; Insecta; Diptera; Drosophilidae
Exons: 4
Source: RefSeq, a predicted model, not a curated record
AUGGAGUCUUGGGUCAUUCUUCUCCUAAUAGCUGUGAAUUGCCGAAUUUCUUGGAGCUCCAACGAAUCGUGCUUUCUUGAACACAAACCUAUUUGUGUUUUACAUGAAGAUUGUGGUUUUACCCUUUAUAAUAAAUGCUUAUUAGAUUUGCAUAACAAGUUUAUUAUUAAUGAAAAUAAGCCACCCCUGAAGACAUUUACACCAGGAUCGUGUCCAAAGGAUAAAAAAAAAUGCCUGUACGGUCAAAUUUUACCAGGACUCACUUUUCAGUGAUCAAGUUUUAUAUUUCAAUGA